Molecule: messenger RNA, 1371 nt
Organism: Rasamsonia emersonii CBS 393.64
Lineage: Eukaryota; Fungi; Ascomycota; Eurotiomycetes; Eurotiales; Trichocomaceae
Product: Allantoate permease
Exons: 4
Coding region: 1-1371 (456 amino acids)
Biological process (GO): transmembrane transport
Cellular component (GO): membrane
Molecular function (GO): transmembrane transporter activity
Source: RefSeq, a predicted model, not a curated record
AUGAACUCCGAAGAUCCUAAAAAGUUGCACGACCUCGCCAUGAAAGGCAACCAGGCUCCUGCAGUGGAGAUCGGGGCGGGUCAGUCAUACGACACCGCCGACGAGAGAGAUGUCGACAUCGCAGCGAGGAUCCUGGCUACUGCUGAUCAUGAGGGGUCCAUAACGCAAGAAGAGAUGGACGCCGUGCGAUGGAAGAUCGACCGGCAUAUGGUGCCGAUGCUGUUUGUCUGUCUGCAGCUGUCGGGGUGGGACAAAGUUGUAGUCGGCACAGAAGCCAUCUAUGGCAUGAUCGAUGACUUGGGCCUUAGCGGGUACCAGUACAGCUGGGUUGGGUCGAUCAUGUACUUCGUCAACAUCUUCCUCUGGGGUGUCGUCGAAAUGUGCCAUGCCGCCUGCACCAACACCUCGUCCAUCCUGGUCUGUCGCUUCCUGCUGGGCCUAUUCCAGUGCUGCGAUCUCCCUGCCAUGAUCAUCAUCGCAACCAUGUGGUGGCGCAAGUCGGAGCAGCCGGUGCGCAGUGCCAUGACUUGCGCUGUGACGUCGUCCAUUGGCAAUGGGCUCAUUUCCUUCGGGUUCGGCCAUCUCGAGCAUUCUGCCCUGCCGAAGUGGAAGCACAUCUUCCUUUCUGUCGGUGGGCUUACCGUCCUUUACGGCGCGCUGAUGUUCUUCAUCCUCCCGGACAGCCCGGCAGAUGCGUCCUGGCUGUCUGAACGUGAGAAAAUCGUCGCCAUCGAGCGACUGCGCGACGAGAAACUGGGGAUCGAGAACAAGCACUGGAAGUGGGAACAGGCCAUGGAAGCGGUCACUGACUGGAAGAACUGGAUUCUGUGGUUUUUCUUCAUUUCCGUCAACAUCCCGAACGGCGGGCUCAUUUCCUUCAGCACCAUCAUCAUCAACUCGCUGGGUUUUUCGGCGGAGGAUUCGUCUCUUAUGACAAUCCCGACGGCUCUCCCUCGCACCAACAAAGCCGGCCAACUGAUCGGCCUCUACAUGCUAUACGUAUACUGGGCGCCGUACGUAUGCGGCCUGGCCCUGUUCCAGGCCAACACGGCUGGACGGUCGAAGAAGACGACUGUCAAUGCGAUGGACUAUUUUGCGUAUGCAAUUGGCAAUAUCAUCAGUAUUCUCCCAGUAAGAAACCAUGGUAAGUCCAAGGCUGACGGGUUGCAGGUCCCCAAACCUUCGUGGAGAAGCAGGCACCGAAAUACACCGGCGCCAUUGUCGCAAUGCUCCUCUGCUACUGCCUCUGCAUCCUGCUGGCCAUCUUCUACGGGCUGGUGUGCAAGUGGGAGAAUGUCCAGCGGGACAAGUUGCGUGAUGCCAUCGGCAUCGAGUCUGUUGAUGAGCAUGAGGCCGACUUUUUGGACCUGA